UGUACCUCCCUCCACAGCUGCACAGCCGCUGUUGUGUCAUAGUCCACACCGCAGGUUCUGUCACCUCCAUCUCCAGUAGUUCGACAUGUCUCCAUUGCCUCUGGUCGUCAUGCUGUUGCUCCUCGGAGGAGUCGCCCCCGUGAGGAUCAUGUCAGGAACCACCGCGGAACUCUACGACUAUGACGAACCCCUAUCGCGGUCCGUGGAAUCCGACCGGGGUUCCGUGGAGUCCACUGAAAAGGACGAGGAAGGCAACGAUAUACCUCCGGAGCCGAAGCACCAUGGGUACCACAUGAUGCCUAAGCUGGCAAAAGAUGCUGUUGACAAGCACAUCGACACCUGGCACCCAGGGAUGAAGCAGAACAUUUGGGAGUUGAGUGGACUGUUUGAGGGUGACAUCAUGGAGCCUCAUGACGAGGUACAGGGAAGGAGCAGACCCAGAGGUAGAGUGCCAGUCAUGGCCGAGCGCAAUGGAGUCAUUGACGACAGUCUGCGCUGGCCUGGGGGGGAGGUGCCCUACUACAUCAGCAGUGACUUUGAUGAAGACGAAAAAUCUGUCAUUCGUGGAGCGAUGGAUGAAUACCACGAAAAAUCCUGCAUACGCUUCCGACCCUACACGAAGAGCGACUCUAACUACGUAGUGAUCCGAGGGGAUGCGCCGGGAUGUUGGUCGUACGUGGGGAUGAGAGGGGGUGGUCAGGUGGUGAAUCUGCAAGGACGAUGUGUCCAACACGGUGUGGCUAUCCAUGAGCUGCUACACGCCCUCGGGUUCCAUCACCAGCAAAGUGCGAGCAAUAGAGACGAGUUUGUCAAAAUCCAUUGGGAGAACAUCAGACCAAGGACGAGAAGCAACUUCAAGAAAUACAGUUCAUUCAGGAUCACCGAUUACAACGUGCCAUAUGACUACGGAAGCAUCAUGCAUUACAGUUCACACGCAUUCUCCAAGAACGGAAAACCAACAAUCACGCCCCUAGACGACGGAGCACAGAUCGGGCAGAGGUUCGGUCUGAGCGACCGAGACCAGAUGAAGCUUAACAUCAUGUACGGCUGCAGCGGACAGGACAGUGAGGAGAGACGGACCCCGGCAAUGCUUUCGGACUCAGCUUCUCGCCCUUCUUCGGACUUUGACACUUCUUGGAUGCACAGUUUUGAUACGUUUUGGGACAAACCUUUUUAUUAUUUUUAACCUAAUAAUUAUUUUAUCGUUAAUGUUUUGUUUUUUUAACUUGUUAAGUUUUAAAAAAAGCUUUCUAAUAUUUAAUUUCCGCCUGUUUGUAUUAAAAACCCUGAUCAUUUGUAGCGACCCGCUACAAGCGCAACGCGUAAAGUCACGUGACGCAACUAGACUAGGUGCGCGGGCAGUCUCACCAAAGCAGGCACGCGCGCCAAGGAACGACGGAGUAUAGUGUAGUGUCGCGUAGACCUGCAGCAGCUGUACAUCAACGUUCGGAUAAGUACUAGGAUUAAGACUAUGACUAGAUAAUUCAGUAGAGGUUGGGGAAGGGUGUAGGCUAGGGUAAAUUAGUUAUUUAUUAUGUAAUUUUAGGUUCACCAAAUGGUCGUAGUCUGGUAAUUAAUAUUUCAAAUUUAUACAAUUAAUAUUUGAAUUCACGUUUGCUAAAUCUAGUUACUUUUACGAAUCAGAAUAAGUCCAGAUAUAUAAUUAUUUCUCUUUUCAUUAUAUAUUAAUUAGAUGUAUUAAAUAACAUAAAAGCUGGCUGUGAUAUGCAGCUAAGGUAUUAAUGUGCACUUUGACGAGGUAGUUAGCUUCUUUCCAGUAGAGUUGAACGACGACAGGAAAUGUGUGUGAUUUUGUAGUGGUAAGAGGAAGAUAUAUAGGGCCCACGUAUCUUCAUUUACACACAUACUACUCUAUUUCACCACACAUUGUUAAAAUACUGAAUUAACCAUAUGACAACCAAGAAAAUAGAUGUCUCACUCAGU
Molecule: messenger RNA, 1944 nt
Organism: Macrosteles quadrilineatus (aster leafhopper)
Lineage: Eukaryota; Metazoa; Arthropoda; Insecta; Hemiptera; Cicadellidae
Product: zinc metalloproteinase nas-13-like
Exons: 6
Coding region: 86-1186 (366 amino acids)
Biological process (GO): proteolysis
Molecular function (GO): zinc ion binding; metalloendopeptidase activity
Source: RefSeq, a predicted model, not a curated record